This is a messenger RNA of Poecilia latipinna (sailfin molly), 1977 nucleotides long. It is a transcript of the gene vat1, whose product is annotated as vesicle amine transport 1. Bases 292 to 1701 code for a protein of 469 amino acids. NCBI's taxonomy places the organism in Eukaryota, Metazoa, Chordata, Actinopteri, Cyprinodontiformes, Poeciliidae. Gene Ontology annotation, molecular function: zinc ion binding; oxidoreductase activity. The record is from RefSeq and is a predicted model, not a curated record. Gene Ontology annotation, biological process: negative regulation of mitochondrial fusion. The transcript has 6 exons. Gene Ontology annotation, cellular component: mitochondrial outer membrane.
CACUCACACUCUCAGUCAGAGCGCGGCGUUGACAGCCACUGAUCAACCCACUUUGUCGGGGUUUGUGUCUCCAUGCAAGACUGCUGAAAAGAGAAACUCUGACUUUUUUUCUUUUUAUUCUUGCAAAGCAAAUCGUACACUUCCCGCCCGGAGAAACCGUCCACGGCUGCAGAAUUCUCUAAAGAAAAAAAAAGAAGAAAAAAAAGAAAGAAGUAAAAACAAGCAAACAAAAGAAAACCUUUUAAAGUUAAUUUUUUUUUUCUAGAAUCCCCCCACCGUCUCUGCACAACAAUGUCUGGAGAGGACGCACCUGCUCAGCAGCAAAACGCCGUGGACCAGAAGCAGGAGACCAAGCCCGCCGAGGAGCCCAAAGCCGAGCCGCCCAAGACGGAGUCCGCGGAGGCAGCGGCCACCCCGGCGGCGACCACCGAGAAGGCCCCCGAGGAGGAGACGUUCACCUACCGCGCUCUGGUGCUCACCGGCUACGGAGGCUAUGAUAAAGUCAAGCUGCAGGUGAAGAAGGGCAAGCCGGCGCUCAAAGCCGGCGAGGUGCUCGUCCGGGUCAAGGUCUGCGGGCUCAACUUCGCCGACCUGAUGGCCAGACAGGGUCUCUACGACCGGCUGCCGUCCCCGCCGGUCACCCCGGGAAUGGAGUGCUCCGGGGUGGUGGAGGCUGUGGGGGAAGAAGUGACUGACAGAAAAGUUGGUGACAAGGUGAUGGUGCUGAACCGCUUUGGGCUGUGGCAGGAGGUGGCUGUGGUUCCAGCCAGCCACACCUUCCUCAUCCCAGACGGGAUGAGUUUCGAGGAGGCAGCUGCCCUCCCAGUCAACUACAUCACCGCCUACCUGAUGCUGUUUGACUUUGGCAACCUGCGGCCGAACCAGAGCGUCCUGGUCCAUGCUGCUGCAGGUGGCGUCGGCAUCGCAGCCACUCAGCUGUGCAAGACUGUGAAAGAUGUGACCGUGUUCGGCACCGCGUCAGCAAGCAAACAUGAGGCCAUCAGUCAGGGUGGGGUCACGCAUGCCAUCGACUAUCGCACCAAGGACUACGUGGAGGAAGUUCGCAAGAUCAGUCCAAAAGGGCUGGACAUCAUCCUCGACCCACUCGGAGGAUCAGACACCCACAAGGCCUACAAUCUGCUGAAGCCUAUGGGAAAGCUCAUCACCUAUGGUGCGGCCAACAUGUUGGCGGGUCAGAGGAAGAACCUGAUCGCCGUGGCUAAGAACUGGUACCACCAGUUCUCCAUCCACACGCUCAGCCUUAUUCAAGGCAACAAGUCGGUGUGUGGGUUUCACCUGGGCUACCUGGACGGGGAGAUGGAGCUCAUCACUGAGGCCAUGAACACCAUCCUGGAUCUGUACAAGCAGGGCAAAGUCAAACCACGCAUCGACUCCACCUGGCAUCUUGAGCAGGUUGGCGAUGCCAUGAGAAAGAUGCAGGAGAGGAACAACAUCGGCAAAGUGAUCCUCACCACCGAGCCCAUGCCGGAGGAGGAGAAGAAGGAAGAGGCCAAGAAGGAGGACAAGAAAGAGGACAAGAAGAAGGAGGAUAAGAAGAAGGACGACAAGAAGAAGGACGAUGGAAAGAAGGAGGAGAAGAAGGAUGACAAGAAGAAGGAGGAGCCUAAGAAAGAGGAGAAGAAGGAAGAGCCCAAGAAGGAGGAGGAGAAGAAUGAAGAGGCCAAGAAGGAGGAGAAGUGAGAGGGAAAGAUGGAUAGUCAAGCAGACCAGCAGCAGGGAGUUUGUGUCCUGGGAGCAGGGGAGGUGGCAGGGAUGAGCUUGGUGGUGGAGCUGUGGGGGGAUGGGGGCGGAGUGGUAGCAAAGAUGGGAAGGAGUUGGGAUAAAUUGGAAAUUAUCACACCAGUCUCAGUCUUUUACCUCCCUUCUGCCUCACCUACUGGGUGAUUUACUCAGGCAUGGCUGCUCCCACCUCCCGUUUCCUCUUCUGUUCCUCAUAUUUACCUCUUUAAAAAAAAA